Molecule: messenger RNA, 13268 nt
Organism: Pseudophryne corroboree (corroboree frog)
Lineage: Eukaryota; Metazoa; Chordata; Amphibia; Anura; Myobatrachidae
Gene: STRIP1
Product: striatin interacting protein 1
Exons: 21
Coding region: 124-2583 (819 amino acids)
Biological process (GO): cytoskeleton organization
Cellular component (GO): cytosol
Source: RefSeq, a predicted model, not a curated record
GAUCCGAUCACAUGACUAACAGGAAAACGCUUGCGUUCCACCUGCCGUACGUCACGUAAUGAGCUAUCGCGGUAGUACGUUCCCCGUGCCGGUCAGCUGUGCGGUAGGUGUCUCUCUGAGAAGAUGGAGGCCUCCGGGUCGCUGGUUGUCAACAACAAAAUGAGAACCGGGGUGGGCGGAAUUGGCCCUGCGAGCCCACAGCAGGGAAAAGGUCGAGAGUAUAACCGGAACCAGCGCAAGGACUCAGAGGGUUACUCGGAGUCCCCAGACCUGGAGUUUGUAUAUGCUGAUUCAGACCGGUGGGCUGCUGAGCUGUCAGAACUGUACAGUUACACAGAGGGACCAGAAUUCCAGCUAAAUAGGAAGUGUUUUGAAGAGGACUUACGGUUACAUGUGCCUGAUAAAUCAUGGACAGAGUUGGAUGUUACCCAGCAGCGUGCUCAUACCAUGCGGCUCCUGGAUGCUUUAGAGGUCACAGCCAGGGAAAAAAGGCUCAAGGUGGCUCGAGCUAUUCUAUAUGUAGCUCAGGGUACUUUUGGGCAGUGUAGUUCUGAGGCGGAGGUCCAGACCUGGCAACGGCAUAACAUCUUUCUGCUCCUAGAAGCAGGUGCAUUUAAUGCCCUGGUGGAACUUCUAAACAUGGAAGUUGAAAACAGUGCAGCUUGCAGCAAUGCUGUAAGGAAGCCUGCCAUCUCUCUUGCUGACAGUACAGAUCUUCGUGUUCUGUUGAACAUAAUGUAUCUGAUGGUGGAAACAUUGCGAGAGGAAGGAGAAGCUGACAGUGAGGAGUGGAAAACUGUUAGGCAGACAUUCCGUGCAGAGCUAGGAUCUCCUUUAUAUAACAAUGAACCAUUUGCUGUGAUGCUCUUUGGAAUGGUCACAAAGUUCUGCAGUGGUCAUGCGCCACAUUUUCCUAUGAAAAAGGUGCUGUUGCUGUUGUGGAAGACUGUGUUGUGCACUCUGGGAGGAUUUGAAGAACUGCAGAAAACGAAAGCUGAAAAGCGGGAGAUCUUGAGGCUACCACCUCUCCCUGAAGAUAGCAUUAAAGUUAUUCGAAAUAUGAGAGCUGCUUCUCCACCAGCAUCAGCAUCUGAUCUCAUUGAACAGCAGCAGAGAAGAGGUCGUCGGGAGCACAAGGCCUUGAUUAAACAAGAUAAUCUUGAUGCUUUUAAUGAGCGUGACCCCUACAAAACAGAUGAUUCGCGUGACGAAGAGGAGGAAAAUGAUGAAGAUAACAGCCUAGAAGGAGAACCUUUCUCUUUGGAACGGGAAGAGGUGAUGCCACCGUCAGUGACCCAACCGCCUGCAGAUCGUUUGUCCUUCCCUAAAGGUUUGCCUUGGGCACCAAAAGUUAGGGAAAAAGAUAUUGAGAUAUUCUUGGAAUCAAGUCGGAGUAAAUUCAUAGGAUAUACUCUUGGAAGUGACACUGACACAGUAGUUGGUUUACCACGUCCCAUCCAUGAGAGUAUACGAACUCUAAAACUGCACAAGUACACUUCUAUUGCUGAGGUACAAAUCCACCUGGAAGAAGAGUUUUUGAGAUGUCCGCUGUCUGGGGGGGAAGAGGAGGUUGAACAAGUGCCUGCGGAGAUCCUAUACCUGGGACUUCUAUCCAGUCUACCUCAGUACAUGAUUGCGUUACUGAAGAUCCUGCUUGCUGCUGCUCCUACUUCAAAAGCCAAGACAGACUCUAUUAACAUUCUUGCCGAUGUUCUUCCGGAGGAGAUGCCAACCACCGUUCUACAAAGUAUGAAACUUGGAGUAGAUGUGAAUCGACACAAAGAGAUUAUUGUCAAAGCCAUUUCUGCUGUGCUGCUAUUAUUACUGAAACACUUCAAGCUAAAUCACAUUUAUCAGAUGGAGUAUAUGGCUCAACACCUGGUGUUUGCAAAUUGUAUUCCUUUGAUAUUAAAGUUUUUUAAUCAAAAUAUUAUGUCUUAUAUCACAGCCAAAAACAGUAUUUCAGUUCUUGAUUACCCAUACUGUGUGGUCCAUGAACUGCCAGAGCUAACAGCAGAGAGUCUGGAGGCUGGAGAUAAUAAUCGGUUUUGUUGGAGAAAUUUGUUCUCCUGCAUAAAUCUCCUGCGUAUCUUAAACAAGCUGACAAAAUGGAAACACUCCAGGACUAUGAUGCUUGUGGUUUUUAAGUCUGCCCCCAUCCUAAAAAGGGCUCUUAAAGUUAAACAAGCAAUGAUGCAGCUGUAUGUACUUAAGUUGCUGAAAGUCCAGACAAAGUACCUUGGACGACAGUGGAGGAAGAGCAACAUGAAAACGAUGUCUGCUAUUUAUCAGAAAGUCAGGCAUCGCCUCAAUGAUGACUGGGCAUAUGGGAAUGAUCUUGAUGCUCGUCCAUGGGAUUUUCAAGCAGAGGAAUGUGCGCUUCGAGCGAACAUUGAACGUUUUAACUCUCGGCGAUAUGAUCGGACGCAUAGGAACCAUGACUUCCUUCCUGUGGAUAACUGUCUUCAGAGUGUACUAGGUCAACAUGUGGAGCUGCCAGAGGACUUUCAGAUGAACUAUGACCUUUGGCUUGAGAGAGAAGUGUUUUCUAAGCCAAUAUCUUGGGAAGAGUUGCUGCAAUAGUCAAUCAAGCAUCUCUCCACCACUGCGUAUAACACUAUUUACUAUCCCAAAUGUUCCUAUCCUAUUGUAGGCAUCUGAUAAUACUAUAAAGAACCUUCUUUUGCUAGGUUUCAUGCCAGAAACCUAUAUGGAUAUAUCCCCUUUUAAAAUCAAGGAAUCCAGGAAUGAAAUAACAGUUUUAUGCUUUUUGUGCUACAACGUCAACCACUCUCCAACCUAACUUACUUUGCAUUUGGUCUUAAUUGUAGCAUCAACAUUGUGGUUUGAGGCAAGCACUUCAAUACCCUAAGCAUAGAUGCAACAAUAAAGAUUAUUCCUACUAUAGAUCAAUUACAUUGGUUAGGCUGUUGUGUAUUGCUUUGGCAGGGACCUGCCAUCUAGUAAAAGUAAAAUACCUGACCCAGAGUUCAUAUAGGCAUUCAACUAUAGGCUCUGUAAUAAGGUCACAUUCCUCUUGUGUAUCUUGUUAUUAACAAUUGAAGUGUGCUUUUAUAAUUGUGUUUGUAUAUUAAAGUUUAAAUGUAAUUUCUGUUACGUCCUAGAGGAUGCUGGGGUCCAUAUUAGUACCAUGGGGAAUAGACAGGUCCACCAGGAGCCAUUGGUACUUUAAGAGUUUGAGAGUGUGGGCUGGUUCCUCCCUCUAUGCCCCUCCUACCAGACUCAGUUUAGUAAAUGUGCCCUAAAUGUGCCCAGAGGAGUCGGUCACAGCUAGGGGAGCUCUCCAGAGUUUCCUUAGUAAAGUUUAGUUUUAGAGUUUGUUAUUUUACAGGAAGGCUGCUGGCAACAGCCUCCCCGCAUCGAGGGACUGAGGGGGGGAGCAGUGUCCGCCCUGCGGGGUCUGAGCCACGGUCUCCGCUGACUGAACACUGAGCUCCAGAAGGGAUAGAUCGUUCCCCGCCGCAGGGGAUCGCUCACCCCAGCAGCAUGCCGCCACCCCCUUACAGAGCUGAAGAUUCGUGGCGAGUGAGUCACCGACCCCCCUAGCAAGCGGGGGGUCGGUGUGAAGAUGGCGGCAAUAGGGUAGGAACGCAGUAUUAACUGCGCUCCGGAGGCUCAGCGGUACAUAGUGCGGCGCUGUGGGGGGCGCCCUGAGCCAGCGCCUACACUGGUCACACAAUCUGUCGGGGUCCCUGGAUCUCAGCCAGCAUCAAUCCUCAGGCCAAUAUAAUCCUAUGAAGAGCGGGAAGCGCCAUUUUGGGGGCGGAGCUUGUCAGCGGACCCAGCAGCGUUCAGCGCCAUUUUCCUGCCUGCACAACGCUGUCAGUGAAGAGCAAGUCCCUCCACAGCAACUCCAGCUAUCUAUCAUGGUACCAGAGGGUUGUAGAAGGGGGGGAGGCUGCAAAACGACUGUAGCCUAUUAAGGUGCACAGUCAGCACUGAUCGGGGGUCUCCCUUUAUACUAAAAGCGCUGUGUGUGGGUUGGCUCCAGUUUCUGUCUCUCUCUUGCUAUUCUUGAGGGUGAAACUCUGUCUGCCCUCCCCUGUGUGUGUGUGUGUGGAGUGUCCGUGGUCUCCAUUAAGCAAUGUCCAUGGACUCUUGUGUCAUAUGCUGCAGAUAUGUCCUCUCAGGAUGAUCCCAUUCCAUGUAAUCAGGAUUGCACUGGUUUAGCACAAAUUCCAGCAAGGGAGCCUGAGUGGUUGUCCUCUAUCAAAGCUAAGAUUUCUCUUACGUCCUAGAGGAUGCUGGUGUCCAUUUUAGUACCAUGGGGUAUAGACUGUUCUUGAAGAGCCUUCGGCACUUUAAGACUUUUCAACAGUGUGAACUGGCUCCUCCCUCUAUGACCCUUCUCCAGACCUCAGUUUAGAAAAUGUGCUCGGGAGACUGGCUGCACAUCAGUGAAGCUCUACUGAGUUUUGCUGAAAAAGACUAUGUUAGGUUUUUUAUUUUACAGGGAAGCUGCUGGCAACAGUUUCCCUGCUUCGUGGGACUUAGGGGGGGGGGAGUAGGAACCAACUUCUCAGGUUAAUGGCUCUGCUUUCGCUGACAGGACACCAUUAGCUCCUGAAGGGUACUGAACACAGCCCUGGCCUGGCUGCUGCUCACUCCCACAGCACAGCCGCCACCCCCUAACAGAGCCAGAAGGCUGGUGAGUAUGAACCGGAGACCUGCAGAGGGGCGCCCUCCGGUCAUCAUGGCGGCAUAAAUGUGCCAGCACAACGCGGGACGGUGCACAGCAACAUGUCUCUCAGCACAGGGCGCGCUCUGAGAGACAUGAUAAAUCCUUACUCUCACUGGCAAAAUGUACAUACAUGUGAGCCGCUGAUGUACACUACCCCCGCCAGUAUAAAUAUUACUGUGGCUGAACCGCGCCAUUACAGGAGGCGGGGCUUCACCUCAGAAUUGCUUGUAACACUCAUUUGGCGACAUUUUCUCCUCACAGAGACGCCGGAGCGCUGAUCCUACAGGCUGCUUCUCCUCAUACAUCGCUGAUACAAGUACCAGAGUGUUAUAGAAGGGGAGGGGAGCACAUAAUUUAUUGAAGUCUGCGGGCUUCACACUGGAUAAAAAGCGCUGUUUUGGUAUAUAUGUAUAUUCAUUGUAUGUAAUACAUAUAGGGCGCGUGGUGUGGACUGGCAAUCCCCUCUUGGUCUCUCUGACUGACUUUAGGUAGAUCUGUCCCCAAUAGCUCCCGUGUGUGUGAGUGGUGUGACUGUACACGUGUGUAAUAUGUCUAGAGAAAGUUCUUCCCCAGAAGAAACCAUUUUGGAGGCACAAGAGUGUUCUGAGCCUGUGUGGGUGAGAAAGCUGCAGAGUAAUAUGUAAAUUCUUUAAGUCUGAACAACAGACAAAGCAAGACAGUCUGUGGAGGAUGCUCUGUUUGCUGAUUCCUCCACGUCACCCACUCAGGGCCCUUCCUGUUCCCAGAAAAGGUCUCUGACCCAAAUUAUGCAAGGGACACUGACACAAUUUCCAACACUGAAGUCGAUACUGGACAUUUGAGGGGGGUAGAUCCCAAACUGGAUAAGAGCAUUCAAUGUAUGAUAGUCACUAUAAAAGAGGUGUUGGAAUUUCUUGACACAACACCUCCACCUGAGGAAAAAGAUUAUUUUAAAUUAAAUAAAAAAAGGUGGUGACUUUACCUUCGUCUAAGGAUAGCGUACCCUUUCCCUGAAGAGGAUAGGCAUAAGUGGGAGGCACCCCCAAUGAUAGACACCUCAGUCUCUUGGUUGUCAAAGAAAAUAAUUUUACCUGCCCCAGGAUUAGCUUCAUUAAAAGAACCUGCUGACUGCAAAUUAGAGACGACUUUAAAGUCCAUCUAUAUUGCUACGGGUACGUUACUCAGGCCCGCGAUUGCUUCUGCUUGGGAAGGUAACGCAGUGGAAAAGUGGGCAGACAGUUUAAUUGUUAAUAUUGACACAGUCGAUAAAGAUGACAUGCCGCAAAUUCUAGGUCAUAUCAAAGAUUCUGCAGGUUACUUGGUUGAGGCUAUGAAGGACAUAGGCUUACUGGGCCUCUACUAUGGCGAUUUCAGCCGCAGGGCACUCUGGAUCUGCCAAUGGAAUGCUGACGCUGAAUCAAAAAGAAAUAUUGGGCGCUCCCCUACAAUGGUGAGGCCCUCUUUGGAAACUAGAUGCCAUGACAUCAACUACUACAUCUGGCAAGUCAGCAUUUCUGCCAUCAGCAGCUACACUGGCUAAAAAAAAAAAAAAAGAGUAUAUCAAGGAGUCAACAUAAUGCCAUACUUGGACGAUCUCCUCAUAAAAGGGAGAUCCAGGGACAAGCUACUCCAGAACAUAGCAUUGUCCCCGAAGGUGCUUCAACAGCACGGUUGGAUCAUCAACUUAACAAAAUCGCAGUUGGAACAGACAAUGAGAUUAUCAUUUUUGGGAAUGAUACUAGACAUCGAGAUACAGAGAGUAUUUCUACCGGUGGAAAAGGCUCAGGGGGUCCAGAGCAUGGUCACCCAACGUUUGAGACCAAGAACAGUAUCAAUUCAUCAGUGCAUUCGCCUGUUGGGGAAAAUGGUAGCGGCUUACGAGGUGCUACAAUAUGGCCGAUUCCAUGCCAGGGUUUUCCAGUGGGACCUACUGGACAAGUGAUCCGGGUCGCAUCUCCACAUGCAUCAAAGGAUAACCUUUAAAGCGAAAGCCAGAAUUUCGCUCCUGUGGUGGCUACAAAUUUCUCACCUCCUGGAGGGACGCAGGUUCGGGAUUCAGGCCUGGAUCCUGGUGACCACGGAUGCAAGUCUCCGAGGAUGGGGAGCAGUCACGCAGGGUGAAAGUUUCCAAGGAAGAUGGUCAAGUUAAGAAACUUGCCUUCACAUAAACAUUCUGGAGUUGAGAGCUGUGUACAACAGUCUUCAUCAAGCGGCACACCUUCUUCAAGGUCGUCCCAUACAGAUCUAGUCAGACAAUGUAACGGCAGUAACUUAUAUAAACCGUCGAGGCGGAACAAAAAGUAUAGCAACAAUGGCAGAGGUGACAAAGAUACUCCUCUGGGCAGAAAGACAUGCAAAAGCUCUGUUGGCAAUUUUCAUUCCGGGAGUGGACAGCUGGGAAGCAGACUUCCUCAGCAGACAUGAUCUUCAUCCAGGAGAAUGGGGCCUCCACCCAGAAGUCUUUGCAGAGGUAGCAGAUCGUUGGGGUGUUCCUCAAGUGAAUAUGAUGGCAUCACGCCUCAACAAGAAGCUUCAGAAAUAUUGUUCCAGGUCAAGAGACCCACAAGCAAUAGCGAUAGAUGCACUGGUGACGCAGUGGAUGUUUCGGUCAGUGUAUCUGUUCUCGACACUUCCACUUAUUCCAAAAGUUCUCAAGAUCAUCAGAAGAACAGGAGUUCGAGCAAUACUCAGAGGGCUUGGUAUCCAGAUCUUCAUGAGUUAUUAAUGGAAGAUCCUCGGCCUCUUCCUCUUUGCGAGGACCUGUUUCAGCAGGGGCCGAGUUUAUCAGGAUUUACCACGGUUGCAUUUGACGGCAUGGCUGUUGAGCGCCAGAUCCUACCCCGUAAGGGUAUUCCCAAUGAACAUUCCCACACUUAUUCUGGCCAGGAAAGGGGUAACGUCCAAACAUUACCAUCGUAUUUGGAGAAAAUAUGUAUCUUGGUGUGUAUCCAAGAAGUCUCCUGCGGUGGAGUUUCAAUUAGGACGACUUCUCCUAUUUCUACAGGCAGGUGUGGAUGCUGGAUUGAGAUUAGGAUCUAUCAAAGUUCAGAUUUCGGCCUUGUUAGUUUUCUUUCAGAAACAAUUGGUUUCUCUUCCUGAGGUCCAGACGUUCGUGAAAGGGUUUCUGCGCAUCCAAGCUCCCUUUGUACCUCCUGCGGCGCCAUGGGAUCUUAAUGUGGUGUGGCAGUUCCUGAAAUCGGACUGUUUUGAGCCUCUGCAAGAGGUGGCGUUAAAGUUCUCACUUGAAAAGUGGUCAUUCUGUUGGCCUUGGCUUCAGGCAGACGAGUGUCUGAGUUAGGAGCUCUGUCACGGAGUCCUUAUUUGAUAUUUCAUGAAGAUAGGGCUGAAUUGAGAACACGUCAGCACUUUCUUCCAAAGGUUGUGUCUUCUUUUUAUAUCAACCAUCCAGUGGUGAUGCCAGUAGCUUCUGACACCUUAGCCGUCUCAAAGUCCUUGGAUGUUGUCAGAGCGCUGAGGACUUAUGUUGCAAGAACGGCUCAGAUAAGGAAAACAGAAUCUCUGUUUGUCCUCUAUGACCCCAACAAGAUGGGGGGUCCUGCUUCUAAGCAGACUAUUGCGCGCUGGAUCAGGGGUACCAUUCAGCACGCUCAUUCCACGGCAGGAUUGCCGUUACAGACUUCGGUAAAAGCCCACUCUACAAGGAAAGUGGGUUCAUCCUGGACGGCUGCCCUGGGUGUCUCGGCAUUGCAAAUCUGCCGAGCUGCUACUUGGUUGGGUGCAAACACAUUUAUAAGUUUGACACCUUGACUGCUGUCGACCUUCAAUUUGGUCAGUCAGUUCUGCAGGAACAUUAGCACUUUCCCACCUGUACUAGGAGUUUUGGUAUAUCCCCAUGGUACUAAAAUAAAUCCCAGCAUCCUGUGUUGAAUAUUGCUGGUACAACACCCGAGCAAGUUGAGGAGGCUUACUUCACUGAAAAUAAGAAAGCCUUCCCUGCUUAAAGGAAUUUAAUGCUAUAUUUGGAAAGGCUUGGGAAAACCCAGAUAAAAAAUUUCAAGAUACCUAAAAGGGUUCUGGUAGCUUUUCCUUUCCCGGUAGAGGAUAGGAAAAAAUGGGAAAACCCGCCUAUUGUUGAUCUUGAAAGAGUCGGCUCAUCGUAAAAUUGAUAAUAAGUUCAAAUCCAUGUACACGGCUUCUGGGGCAAUCCUACGUCCCACUAUUGCCAGUGCUUGGAUUGCCAAAGCUAUAGUAAAGUGGUCAGGCACGUUACUUCAGGACUUGGAUACUAUGGAGAAAUGUGAUGUUGAAUUGUUUUUACGUAACAUUCAGGAUUCGGCAGGAUUUCUGGUAGAAUCCAUGAAUGACCUGGGUUCCAUGGCUGCGGGGAUUUCAUCCAUGUCCGUAUCAGCUCGUUGAGGACUGUGGUUGCGCCAGUGGUCUGCCGACGCGGAAUCCAAGAGAAGUGUGGAGACCCUACCCUACACAGGUCAGGCUCUCUUUGGGGAAGCGUUAGAUGCGUGGAUCUCCACGGCUGUGGCUGGUAAGUCACCCUUUCUUCCCUCAGCUACACCUGCUCCUAAGAAACCUUUUUCUUAAGUUACGUCACAGUCCUUUCGGUCUAACAAGCUCAGUAAAGCAAAGCCGUCCAACACCUUCUUUCGGGGAGGUCGGGCCAAGUUCAAGAAACCUGCGGCUGCAGGUUCCCAGGAACAGAAACCUGCUUCAGGCACACCAAAGUCCUCCACAUGACAGUGGACUGCACGUCCCGGAUGUGGGGCAGGUGGGAGCGAGAUUCAGACAUUUCAGUCAUGUCUGGGUGUCAUCCGGCCUGGACCACUGGGUGUAAGAUAUUGUGUCCCAGGGGUACAGGCUGGAAUUUCAAAAUCUCCCUCACCGAUUUUUCAGAUCAGGCUUGCCAGCUCUGCUGGAAUAAAGGACGGUCCUGUAAGAACCCAUCCAGAAGUUGGUGGAGGCACAGGUCAUUGUGCCAGUACCACCUCGCAUGCAGAACAAAGGUUACUAUUCGAACCUUUUCGUGGUACCGAAAGUGGAUGGUUCGGUCAGGCCCAAUCUGAGCUUAAAAUCACUGAACCCCAUUCUGAGGGAGUUCAAGUUCAAAAUGGAGUCCCUAAGGGCAGUGAUAUCAGGUCUGGAGGAGGGGGAAUUUCUAGUAUCCCUGGAUAUCAAGGAUGCGUACCUCCACAUCCCGAUUUGGCUGCUGCAUAAAGCUUAUCUGCGAUUUGCACUAUUAGACUGUCACUUUCAGUAACAGGCUCUCCCAUUCGGUCUCUCCACAGCACCGAGGGUUUUCACCAAGGUGAUGGCGUAAAUGAUGAUUCUCCUCCGCAGACAGGGGGUGAACAUAAUUCCGUAUCUAAACGAUCUGCUGAUAAAAGCAUCAUCCAAGGAGAAGCAGUUACGGUCCAUAACACUCACGACUCAGCUUCUCAGGAAACAUGGUUGGAUCCUGAAUCUUCCAAAGUCACAUUUGGAACCAUCCAGAAGGUUGUCCUUUCUGGGAAUGAUCCUCGACACGGAGGUGCAGAGGGUGUUUCUCCUAGAGGAAAAGGCGUUGCUGAUUCAAACGAUGGUCCGGGAGGUCCUGAAGCCAGCCCGGGUGUCAACUUAUUAGUGCAUUUGCCUUCUGGGGAAGAUGGUGGCCUCUUACGAGGCUCUGCAGUACCGGAGGUUUCACGCUCGGUCCUUCCAACUGGAUCUCAUGGGCAAGUGGUCGGGAUCCCAUCUACACACCAGAUAAUACGCCUGUCGCCAAAGGCCAGGAUUUCACUCCUCUGGUGGCUGCAAUUAUCUCACCUUCUGGAGGGCAGCAGGUUCAGGAUUCAGGACUGGAUCCUUCUAACCAUGGAUGCAAGUCUCCGGGGCUGGGGCGCAGUCACUCGAGGGGAAACCUUCCAAGGAAGGUGGUCAAGUCUGGAAGCCGGCCUGCCGAGAACAUUGUGGAACUAAAAGCCGUCUACUCCUCCAAGCGGCCCAUCUUCUGAGAAAUCGGGCCAUUCAAGUGCAGUCGGACAAUGUGACAACAGUGGCUUACAUAAACCGACAGGGCGGAACGAAGAAUCAUCCUCUGGGCGGAAAAACACGUGUUGGAGCUGUCAGCAUUCUUCAUUCCGGUAGUAGACAACUGGGCAGCAGACUUCCUCAGCAGACACGAUCUCCAUCCAGGGGAGUGGGGUCUCCAUCCGGAGGUGUUCAAGGAGGUAACAGAUCUUUGGGGCGUACCCCAGAUUGACAUGAUGGCCUCUCAUCUCAACAAGAAGCUUUGGCGGUAUUGUUCCAGGUCGAGGGACCCGCAAACAGUGGAAGUGGACGCCCUAGUGACUCCGUGGGUGUUCCAGUCAGUGUAUGCGUUUCCUCCACUUCCACUCAUCCCAAGAUUCUAAAGCUCAUAAGGAGAACAAAGGUUCAAGCGAUCCUCAUUGAUCCAGACUGGCCAAGAAGGGCUUGGUACGCGGAUCUACUGCAAGAAGAGCCGAGGCCUCUUCUUCUUCGGGAGGAUCUGCUGCAGCAGGGGCCGUUCGCCUAUCAAGACUUACCUCGGCUACGUUUGACAGCAUGGAAGUUGAACGCCUGAUAUUAGCUCAGAAGGGCAUUCCGAAUAAGGUUAUUCCUACCCUGAUACAGGCUAGGAAAGGAGUAACAUCUAAACAUUACCAUUGCAUUUGGAAAAAAUAUGUAUCUUGGUGUGAGUCCUAGAAAUUUCCUGCGGUGGAGUUUCAACUGGGACGGUUUCUCCUUUUCCUACAAGCUGGUGUGGAUUUGGGCCUAAAGUUGGGAUCUGUGAAGGUCCAGAUUUCGGCCCUAUCCGUUUUCUUCCAAAACCAAUUGGCUGCCCUCCCUGAGGUUCAGACCUUUUUGAAGGGAGUUCUGCACAUCCAACCUCCCUUUGUACCACCUACGGCGCCUUGGGACCUUAACGUGGUGUUGCAAUUCCUCCAGUCGGACUGGUUCGAGCCUCUACAGGAGGUUGACGUCAAGUUUCUUCUAUGGAAAUCUGUCACUUUGUUGGCUUUAGCUUCUGCUAGACGUGUGUCGGAGUUUGGGGCUUUAUCAUGUAAAAGCCCAUACUUGAUCUUCCACAAAGAUAGAGCUGAGCUCCGGACGCGUCAGCAGUUUCUUCCAAAGGUUGUGUCGGCAUUUCAUAUCAACCAACCUAUUGAAAUGCCAGUGGCUACUGACCCCUCAAUUUCAUCAAAGUCCUUGAAUGUGGUAAGGACCCUGAGGAUAUAUGUGAAAAGGACUGCUUGUCACAGGAAAUCGGACUCUUUGUUUGUCCUGUACGAUCCCAAGGCCUACUCUACACGUAAGGUGGGGUUUAACCAUCUGUGCUGCAGCCUGGAUAUCACUAAAACCUGCACUGUUGGUGUGCCUUGAGGACCGUGAUUGGGAAUGCCUGCCGUAGAGGGUGCUGGGCGCCCGCCCAGCACUUCGUUUUCCUGCAAUUGUUAUCUUGUUCAGUACAACUUUGUUUUUAGUUAAGUACUAUGUUUACUUGGUGAGUUAUGUUUUCAGCGGUUGCUGAGUUUUCAAGCUAAGUUAGAUUGAUGUGCCUAGUAUGUGUGAGCUGGUAUGAAUCUCGCCACUAUCUGUAUUAAAUCCUUCUCUCGAAGAUAUCCGUCUCCUCGGGCACAGUUUGUACACUGAGUCUGGUAGGAGGGGCAUAGAGGGAGGAGCCAGCCCACACUCUCAAACUCUUAAAGUGCCAAUGGCUCCUGGUGGAUCCGUCUAUACCCCAUGGUACUGAUAUGGACCCCAGCAUCCUCUACAGACUACGUUACUGGUAGGUAACCAAAAUCCUAUUAUUUCAUCCAGUGCAAGGUGCAACCCAAAUUGCAGCUUAGUAUUUUAUGUUUCCCUGUAUAGUACUACAUCUAGCAUUCUAUUAUGGUGUUGUCUCUUUCAGCCGGGAGCAGCUAAUUGUUAUGACUGGUCAGAAUAUAAUUAUGUGUUUGAGAUUGCUGCAUUGCACUCCAAUCAGGGUACCUGGUCUGUUAUUCCGAAAGAGAAAGAAGAAGCAAUUUCUACUGUUCGGUGGUUGCACCAAAGUCUGACACCCGAUGUAAAUGGUGGUCCAAGCGUGCCACGUUUACAUCACUUCGGAGGGGUGCCCAGCAUUCCUGGAGAUGCUAGGCUGCUCCCGGACACUGUCCCUGCACAGUCUGCUUCUGCUCGGUGACAGGAGCCUAGCACUAUACGAAAAUGUCACAGUGCACUACCCAGCUAUCUGUCACUGCGGAGGAGUCUGCAUUCAGGUGCAGUCCGCAACCACUAAUGAUGCCUCUGGUGAUCAUAUAUUCACAGACAUAUAGAUUUCCUUUUGUUACAGUAAGGGCAGCGCCGAACAAUUAUAAUUGGGCAGGAGUAGAAUAGGGAGGCGGUCAGUGUGGUAAAGGUUUUGAAAACUUUAAAAGAAGAACCUUUAUUUGGUUAUUUCUGAAGUUUUUCUUUGGUGGAUAUGAAUAGUAAUUGCACCUGGCGUCUGUUUGGUAAAUAAACAAGUGCAUAUAAAUUUAAUAUAAACACUGGCAUAUGUUUGGCGAAUUAAUUUAACUGUAAAGUGAUAUGGAAUAUGCUGGCUCUACAUAAAUAAAUGAUAUACUGUAUAAGA